Molecule: messenger RNA, 2628 nt
Organism: Sinocyclocheilus rhinocerous
Lineage: Eukaryota; Metazoa; Chordata; Actinopteri; Cypriniformes; Cyprinidae
Exons: 4
Coding region: 1-2628 (875 amino acids)
Molecular function (GO): heparin binding; protein binding; calcium ion binding
Source: RefSeq, a predicted model, not a curated record
AUGGAAACUCAAUGGUUUUUAUUUCUCAUCUGUCUGAUGAUGUGUGGAGGAGACACUGAAAGUGCACCUGAAAUUUGCACAGGAGCGCACUGCCAAAGGUCUCCGUCCAGAUCACCUGAUCACCAGAGCAGAUAUUCAAUUUAUGCUCCAAGACGCCCAUCGGUUCCCUACACGGUAAUACAUCCGCAGCACAGUAGGACUGGCAGUCCGAAAGUAAACCCAAGGACCAUCACGGCUGAGGUGUUCAACCCACAGGGAUGCACGGGAAGAGGUUGUCAUGGCUUGCCAAGACCGACAAAUAAUGAUACAAAUGAUUGCAAGGGAAUCGGAUGUAAACUACCUGUACGGAUGCGACAAGAUCCCAAACAGCAUUCCUGUGUCGGAGAUGCCUGCACCACAGGGUCAGAUGUUGGAAGAAGCAGACUUUCAUUUGUCCAUAUGCAGGACAGAGCCGAGCAAGUAUUGGGGGAAUUUCCCGAGCUGGGAACUCGAGGGGGGCCAUCAACUGGAAUUCAGUUAACAUGCGACAUCAAACCAGGCACAAAUGAGGUCCAUUCUGAAGAUGCAUUAGUGUUGCAUUUGCACUUGGCAAAAGGUCAGGAUAAACUGGUGGCACAGUUGCAGGGGCAGCAAGCUGAAGUUAAGCAACUUCAGAACACACUGAGAGAACAGCAAAAUGCUCUACUAGCCCACCAAAGGGAAAUACUGGACCAACAACGGAUUAAGUUUGAAAAGAUGGAGGAAGUCAAGACCCAAUACAACCUUCUUCUUGACAGCGUCAAACAGAUAUCUGUACGAGGUCCACAGGGCAUCAUUGAGAGCCAUUUAGAUGGUCUCCAAUCCCAGGUUAGAACCUUUUCUCAGGAGGCCUUGAACAUGGAUGCUAGUGUUACAGAUGCUGAGAGACCUCUACUUGGCUGUGGAUCCUGCCGAGCAGAUGAGUACUGUGACUUCAGUGCAGACCGGCCACAUUGUGAGAAAUGCACUGUUUGCCCUCCGGGAUUCUUUCUAGUGGCUCAGUGUUCAAUUCAUGCUGACAGGAUUUGCCAGGACAGAGACGAAUGCCUAGAGAUACCAAACUUAUGUAAGGAACUCAACCAGUGCCUCAACACACCCGGGGGAUUUCGCUGCUCCGGCAUGUCGGAGAGGGAAGCAGCCGCCGGGAUGUGUGGGCACUCUUACUUUUACAGUUCUGAGAUGGAAGAGUGUCAAGCCUGUACAGAAUGCGAUUCUCAGCCAAUGACGUCCCCAUGUUUGGCCUUGAGUGAUGCGGUUUGCGCCAACCCCUCUGAAAGCAAGCUCUCUCUUUCCUGGUCUGGUAACGUUGACCUGGCCAAGGGUAGUGAGCUUCCUGAUAAGCAACUUCACAUCCGUGGUAACAGUGACGGAAGCCUUCUUUCCUGCACUGAUGGUUGGAUAGUGCUUCACCAGCAUGGUCUUGUUUGGGUUGACCAUAAUCUUGCUUUAAAACAUGGCUGCCGCAGCUUUGUUCAGGCAUGUUUACGACUAAACGCCAGUGAAGAUGAAGGUCGGGAUCUGAGUGGGAUGCGUUUGGAGCAUCGGGAGGGGAAAUCUCUCCAGAGUGCCAGUGUGAGUGGAGCAGCUGCUGUGGAGCCAGGUCAUGUACUCUACCUUUCUCUCAAGAGCGCCACCAACCAGUGUAGCCAAGACAAUGAAGAUGUGCACCUUCAGAGCAGCCUAAUCUCACCUUUCAGCUUGCUCUGGUUGUCUCAUGACACAGGCGCGGUUGCAAUGACUGCUCAGGCCGUUGCUUCUGUGCACUACCACACCAACUACCGCCCUGCUUUCCAUACGUCAUCCAUCUCUGACCCCUACAUGGUUGGCUUGACCCAUGACAACCGAGGGGUGCGCUUCAGAGAAAGUGGCACUGUGAAGUUUGUCCUCCAGCAAGCAUUGUACUCCAUGGGUCAAGCCUGUAUCUCCGAGGGCUUCUACUUGCUUGCAUACGUGAACCACAACGGAAGCAGUGCUGAGCUGACCCGUGCAUUCAAGCCCGGUGUUCACUACAGAGACACAUCUAUAUCUCUGUCGGCAGCCACCACGGUGGAUUCUGGGGAUAUGCUCACCUUUGAGAUCCUUGCACCCGCUCAGUGCAAUGUGCGCUACUUCGGUGACGACUCUGGGAUCAGCAUGCUCAGUCUGGUGUGGAUCCCUUCAGCUGUGUCCACUGCCUUGUCGGCCUCCAUGUCCAGGAGAGGUCUCCCCUCUGGUGCAGUGCGGAAUAAAGCCUUGUUCUUCCAUCAGACAAGUCCAGCGGUUCCACAAGUUGCACUUGCUGGAACCAAAGAUCACAGAGACUUCAUCUUUCGGGAAGCAGGGACAGCAAGUGUGGCUUUAGCUCUGCAGCUUAUCCACUCAUGCAGUCUAAUCAAACUCACCUUGCUCCAACAGAGUGGGUCUCAGGGGGUUCAGCCAGCCCCUGUAGCUCAACAGAUUGGUGGACAUAUUCCAGAGGGAAGCGUAUGGGCAAGUGUGGGACUGAGGGUAUCUUUCCAGGUGCGUAACGGCACUGUAAUCUUUGCUACAGUGGACUGUGUGAGAGGGCGCAUAAACCAAAUUGCCCAUGAUGCCGGAAGUAGCAUGUCUAUCCUCUGGACAGUUGCAUGA